This is a messenger RNA of Puntigrus tetrazona (Sumatra barb), 3174 nucleotides long. RefSeq names its product glutamate-rich 3 (gene erich3). The coding region runs from base 126 to 2108 and encodes 660 amino acids. The transcript has 12 exons. The record is from RefSeq and is a predicted model, not a curated record. NCBI's taxonomy places the organism in Eukaryota, Metazoa, Chordata, Actinopteri, Cypriniformes, Cyprinidae.
UGUUGAGUAUUCAGAGCCGGGCAGACAGAUGCACUUAUAGUUUUAUUGCCCUCUGGAAAAAAGAAAGCUCCCGUGUGAUCGCUUGAUUGUUCGAUUCAUAUCAAAGACCACUGCGCGCCGACAAAAUGAGUCAUCUAAACCCAGGUCUUAUUUCAGCUUACAACAGCUUGACUGACAAACAUCUGACUGGAUACUUCAACAAUGCGAGAAUACGAAGACAUCUUCAGAAAGUCGGGCUGAUCACUCGGAGCGGGCGGAUUGUUCCCGAUAAGGAGUACAAGCACAAGCUGAUCCAGCGAGCGCAUCAGAGACAUGUAAGGGAGUGUCUAGCCCAGGCCAUCUUUCACAAGGUGCUAGACAUGGAGCGCCUUCAUCAAACUGAGAUCAAGAGAAAACUUGAGGAAUUUGCACGGAGGGAACGAAUCCACAAAAUGAAGGCUGAGCGUACAAAGAGAUAUGAGGAUGAACCAGUGCUAAUGCUGUCACCUCGGCCACCCACAAGGCCCAAGAUCUCACACGCACAGCAUUCUGGGCCAGAGGGAGAGCAUUCCGAGUCAACAGAAUCUCCGAGUUCCUCCAGACCAAACACAGCUCCAGGGAAGAUGCAGAGGCCUGUUCGACUUAAGCCACUAAACAGUAACAGUGCCACGGCCUCUCUGAAAAGAAGCUCCCCUCGACACAGACCCCGGGACCGGGACUCCUCCAAUGACACCGAUCAGGCCCUCAGUUAUACACUGGACAGAGAUGCCGUGAAACAUUUGAACACAACAGACUUCUCUAGCACUGUCUCACCCUACCGUCUUCCUGUCAUUAACAAUUACGUGACCCCUGUGCCGCCCCUCACAAAGAAAAAAGAUAGAGGACCGAGAACGAACGGCACACUCAGAGGUCGAAAGUUAAGACCCACUACGGCACCAACAGCUGCUACAGAGCCGUCCUCUCUCCAGAGGACAUCAGCCCAGAGUAAAGUGUUAGUAAGCAUGGUGUACUUUGGGAAGAGUGUUCACCUGUCCCAUGAUCUGAUGGACCUGAGAGAUGAAGUGAAGGUCUUCCAGCAGCACUGUGGAGGAGAGAACCUUUGUGUCUACAAAGGAAAGCUGAGAGAAGGAGAAGUCUUCCAGUUUGUGUCAAGACGCCACCAGGGAUUUCCUUUUAGUCUUACGUUCUUCCUGAAUGGCCUGCAAGUGGAUCGUCUCAGCUCAUGCUGUGAGUUCAAACACAGGAAAGGUGCUCGGCUUGGGGGCAGACAUGGACACUUUGGAUUUUGCGGUGUAGAAGGAGCCUCUCCAUGCUACAAGUGUAUUAUUGCUAUGGGCUUGGACAAAAAACCCACCCCUCCUCAAAAAAGAGUGAAAGAGGAGCUGUCAACCUCUAAAUCCUCUGAUGCUAAGGACGCUACAGAUGUAGAUGAGGAUAUAGAAACACAUUCCAAUGCAGAGCCUGACACACCUCAGGAAAUGCAGACAGAAGCGAAUGGAGACACAACACGAAAGAAAAAGACCAAAGACGACUAUGAGGAAGACUUUGAGGCAGAUGAUGAAGGGCCAGUUGAAGAUGGUGAUGAAGUAGAGGAAAAUCCAUCACCUGUUGCUAAUGGACAAGAAAAAGAAACCAAGACCAAGGAUGAAAAUGAGAUAAAUGAAGAAAAAAGCAGCUCUGACAGUGAUGAUGCCAGUAGGUCUAAGGUCAAAAGGUCACCAUCUGUCUCAUCUGGUCGAACAUCCAGCUUGUCCAGCAGUGACGAUGACAGCAGUGAAAGAGAAAUUGUGGAGAACACCAAAGAAGCCACCACUGCCAAUGUUCCAGAGAAGAGCUUACAUGCAGAGGAAGUUCUCACCACAGCUGAGACCAAAAGAGAGGAGACAAAGGUCACAGAGUCUAGCGAUGUUACAUUGCCUCAAGCUACAGAGGAAGACUCUGGGACACAGGAUAGUCCAGGAGAUGGCAUGGAGAAGAGCGACCUGGAAAUGUCAGAAGACACAGACAAGAAAGAGGGAACUGAAGGUGAGCAAACUGGGGAGAAUGCCAAACCUGAAGAUAAGCCACAAGAAAACGAGCCGGAGAGGGGUGAGUGUCUGCAUGAAAAUAGUGCUGCGUGCAUGUUGUGAUCUUUUGUGUUUAUUCAUGAUGGCUUUUACAACAUCAGAACUGGAGGGUCUGUUUUAUGCUAUUUACAAAUAAACCAGUUGGGAUUGCUGCAAGAUAAACAAAGUGUUUGGUUACUUCACACUGCAUUUUUAAUUGAAGCUGAAGUGUCAUUUGUUGGAUGUUACAACACUUUCUCCUAUCCCAGCAGAAAUGAUACAUUGCAGCUUUAACUUAUUAAUUACUCUAAUAUUACCUGAAACACUCUGCUUAACCACACAUGAGGAAAGGACAGUGACAUGCUUUUUGCAAGUACAUGACCUCACCGAUUACUCAAGUUCUGAUUGUGUUAAAAGCAAAACACACGUUACUCUCUGUAUACUUGUCAAGGCCACUGAGAGCCCAAUUUGCUUAACUCAGUGUGGUCUUGCAAACAACCUUAUAUUAAUUGGUUUGUGCCAUCAUAUGUGUUUCUGAUAGCAUGCUGUGUGUUUUAAUAAUCAUACUGCUCUGUAUGAACCAAUCUGUCAAUCAGGAAUGUUUGGACUUAUUUUUGAGCUACCUUUAUUUCAUCUUACAAGUGCACUGCAAAACAAUCUAUAAACAAUGUAUAUAAUAUGCAUUACGUGUUGGCUCUUGUGGAUUUGCCAGUUUAAUGCUGGGAAUACAGAGCAGUGUUUUCUAUUUGUGGUUUUGUUUUCUGAUUUCAGCGUGUGAAUCAAUGUGCCUCUAAUAAUUUUCAUUUGUCUUCUGUCACACUUGAUUAAAUACACUGUUUGGCUUAAUUGUUACACUUAAAGUGUUGUAUAAAAUCCAUGUGUAUUCUCAUCAGAGAUGGUUAUGGAUCCUUUUUGGACACCUGUGUGUGAAAGCUUUUAAGUGAUUGUUGGCUGCAUGCUGUGUUUGCUGUGUUUGUGGUAAUAAACUUUUGAGCAACAGUUUCAUCUACACUAUUAUUUUUAUUAUUUUAUUUCUAAAUGUGUUUAGCAUUAAAUUCAUCCCACUAAUUGUGACUGUUGUCUGUUGUGACAUUUAGUUAAUUCACAAGGCAACAUUAACAUUUUGUUAUGGCAUAUGUCUGUCUGCCGU